UCCCUGAUUCCCUCUUCACAGCAGCACCAGCAGCACCAGCAGCACCAGCUUUCCUGGGAAGCAGGGCAGAAAUCCCGGCCGGCUCCCUGAUUCUACUAGACCACCCAACUGUAGGCUCAGAGCUGCUCCAAAGGCACCAUGCGGAGCGCCCUGCUGUUGGCUGUCAUUCUGGCCCUCAGCCUGGCUCUAGGGGCUGUCUGUGAGGAGUCACAGGAGCAGGUGGUGCCCCGUGGGGGCCGCAGGGAGAAGUUCCCAGAUAUCAACCAGUUGCUCAAGACACUCUCUGGCAGCGGCUCAGUCUCCGUGGAUGAACUGCUCAAAACCCUGGGCAAGGCGGGCAAGGACCCUAAGAAACUGUCACUUCUCCAGAAACGUGACAUGCAUGACUUCUUUGUGGGACUUAUGGGCAAGAGGAACAUCCAGCCAGACACCCCUAUCGGUGUGAACCGGGAGAGCGUCCCUGGCUUUGGCAGCCUCGAGUAUCCCCGCAAUGUGGAAUGAGAUGCCCCUCCCCUUCUCUUUCUGCUUCCCCAGCGGGUGGUUGGUGGGAGUUUGACAGGACAGAAGAUGUGACUUCAUUUUUCUGUCCUCAGCACUCCGUUCCUGGACUCCUGGGCUGCUUCAUGCAGACAGCCUGCCCCCCUCUCCGAAUCCCCAGGUGCAUGCACUCCUAUUUCCCUUGCUCUUCCCAGCCUUGUGACACUCCUCCGCUUAGACCCCUUUCCCACCCCUCUCCCCAGCGCUGAUGUAGAAACUGCAUAGUGAGCACCCCCUGCCCCACCCGGCACGGACUGUAGACUGC
Molecule: messenger RNA, 802 nt
Organism: Phyllostomus hastatus (greater spear-nosed bat)
Lineage: Eukaryota; Metazoa; Chordata; Mammalia; Chiroptera; Phyllostomidae
Gene: TAC3
Product: tachykinin precursor 3
Exons: 7
Coding region: 139-501 (120 amino acids)
Biological process (GO): tachykinin receptor signaling pathway; positive regulation of blood pressure
Source: RefSeq, a predicted model, not a curated record